This is a messenger RNA of Rhinopithecus roxellana (golden snub-nosed monkey), 2081 nucleotides long. RefSeq names its product phosphoglucomutase 5 (gene PGM5). Gene Ontology annotation, cellular component: sarcolemma; cytosol; adherens junction. Gene Ontology annotation, biological process: myofibril assembly; carbohydrate metabolic process; striated muscle tissue development. Gene Ontology annotation, molecular function: magnesium ion binding; phosphoglucomutase activity. Bases 267 to 1970 code for a protein of 567 amino acids. The transcript has 12 exons. NCBI's taxonomy places the organism in Eukaryota, Metazoa, Chordata, Mammalia, Primates, Cercopithecidae. The record is from RefSeq and is a predicted model, not a curated record.
UGCGCACUCCCAGGGAGACCUGGAGAGGGGCCGGGCGCGCGAGCGGAACCCGGACUCUGCCCAAAGUCUCGCCUUCCCGCCGGCUGUUUUCUGGCGGAGGGUGUGCCCCGGAGGGCGGCGAUAGCGGGGGAAGGCUGGGGCCAGGCGCGGGUGGAGGCGUCACCGGGGUCGGGCUAGCAGGCCCUGGAAUCGGGCUUUUGGGACACCCGAAAGCUGCAGAUUCCCUCGGGCUCAGGGAGCCGCAGGAAGACCGGCCAGGAGGCGCCAUGGAGGGGAGUCCCAUCCCGGUGCUGACGGUGCCCACCGCGCCCUACGAGGACCAGCGGCCGGCCGGCGGCGGGGGUCUGCGGCGACCCACCGGCCUCUUCGAGGGCCAGCGCAACUACCUGCCCAACUUCAUCCAGAGCGUGCUGUCGUCCAUCGACCUGCGCGACCGCCAGGGCUGCACCAUGGUGGUGGGCAGCGACGGCAGGUACUUUAGCAGGACGGCCAUCGAGAUCGUGGUGCAGAUGGCCGCGGCCAACGGGAUUGGACGACUGAUUAUUGGACAGAAUGGAAUCUUGUCGACACCUGCCGUCUCCUGCAUUAUCAGGAAGAUCAAGGCAGCUGGUGGAAUCAUUCUAACAGCCAGCCACUGCCCUGGAGGACCAGGGGGCGAGUUUGGAGUGAAGUUUAAUGUUGCCAAUGGAGGUCCUGCACCUGAUGUUGUCUCAGACAAAAUCUACCAAAUCAGCAAAACGAUUGAGGAAUAUGCUAUAUGUCCUGAUCUGCGAAUCGACCUAUCUCGACUAGGAAGACAAGAAUUUGACCUAGAGAACAAAUUCAAACCAUUCAGAGUGGAGAUAGUGGACCCAGUGGAUAUCUAUCUCAACCUCCUUCGGACCAUCUUUGACUUUCAUGCCAUCAAGAGUUUGCUGACUGGGCCCAGCCAACUAAAGAUUCGCGUUGAUGCAAUGCAUGGAGUUAUGGGACCUUAUGUGAGAAAAGUUCUGUGUGAUGAGCUGGGGGCCCCAGCCAAUUCUGCAAUAAACUGUGUUCCCCUGGAAGACUUUGGAGGGCAGCACCCUGACCCAAACCUGACAUAUGCAACAACUCUUCUGGAAGCAAUGAAAGGAGGAGAAUAUGGAUUUGGAGCUGCAUUUGAUGCUGAUGGGGACCGUUAUAUGAUCCUAGGCCAAAAUGGCUUCUUUGUGAGCCCUUCUGACUCCCUGGCCAUCAUUGCUGCCAACCUCUCUUGCAUUCCAUAUUUCCGUCAGAUGGGGGUCCGCGGGUUUGGGAGGAGUAUGCCAACCAGCAUGGCCCUGGACAGAGUGGCCAAAUCAAUGAAGGUCCCUGUAUAUGAGACCCCAGCUGGAUGGAGAUUCUUCUCAAAUCUGAUGGACUCAGGACGGUGCAAUCUGUGUGGGGAAGAGAGCUUUGGCACUGGCUCUGACCACCUCCGAGAGAAGGAUGGCCUGUGGGCUGUCUUGGUCUGGCUCUCCAUUAUUGCUGCCCGGAAGCAGAGUGUGGAGGAAAUUGUCCGAGAUCACUGGGCCAAAUUUGGCCGCCACUACUAUUGCAGGUUUGACUAUGAGGGGUUGGAUCCCAAGACGACAUAUUAUAUCAUGAGGGACCUGGAGGCCCUGGUCACAGACAAAUCCUUCAUUGGCCAGCAGUUUGCUGUGGGGAGCCAUGUCUACAGUGUGGCGAAGACGGAUAGCUUUGAAUACGUGGACCCUGUGGAUGGCACUGUGACCAAGAAACAGGGCCUGAGGAUUAUUUUCUCGGAUGCAUCACGGCUCAUCUUCCGGCUCAGUUCCUCCAGUGGUGUGCGGGCCACCCUCAGACUGUACGCAGAGAGCUACGAGAGGGACCCUAGCGGCCAUGACCAGGAGCCACAGGCAGUGCUGAGCCCUCUCAUAGCCAUCGCACUGAAAAUAUCCCAGAUUCAUGAGAGAACUGGCCGGAGGGGACCCACUGUCAUCACCUGAGCAGAGGAAAGAUCACUCACCAGGGCCAAAGAGAGUGCUCAGCGGGAGAUGCUUCACUGAUGCCUUCUUGCUACCUGUUUGUGCCUCUUAUGACUUUGGAAAAACAAAAGA